ACAAUUUAACAAAGCGACGUGACGUGUGGCGAAAAGAGAAAAGUGACGUUUCUAAAAAAAAACUAAAAAAACAAUCAGCUAGGAACUAGCUGAAUUCAAUCAGCCAUUCCAGUUUAACUGACUUGAAAGUUUUCAGCUCCUUAUAAAAAAUAAUGGCCUUUCGUCCAGGAAAUCAUGAUCGUGCUUGGAACGAUCCUCCCGUUUUUUCUUACCAGCAAGGUGAUGCCAAGUCUGAAGAGAAUGUGAAUACUGCCAGAAAAACUUUACUGAAUAAAAGGGUUGCAUUUCCUCUGAGUGGUGGGUCUACAACAUCCCAAAAUCCAGCAACAUCUCUUCCACCCAUUGGUCUACCUCCACCGGCAGUUAACUUAACAACAUCCCCACAAUCAACUUCUGUCUUAUUACCAAGUGAAAAACCAAGUGGAACACCUAUGAUGGAGACCAGGGAGCAGCUUGAAUCAAGUUUGGCAACAGUUUCCAGAAUUCUAGUUGACAGUCUGACAAAUUAUGUUGAAUCAGAAAAGCAAGAAGAUUUCAACAAGCGCCUGCAGCAUUUGUUUUCUAACUGGAAAGACGGAAAAUUGAAUCUGGAUAUUCGUCAAAGAUUAGAAACAAUGUGUACAUCUUUGGAGAAAAGAGAAUUCACCAAAGCUGAAAAUGUCAGAGUUGCUCUGGCCGUAGAUUACACAUCUGAAUGUGCCAGCUGGAUUAUGGUGAUUAAGAAUAUUGUUACUCAAAUGGAAACAAAACAAGUUGAAUUAUAAAUUGUAUGGUGUUUGUAUUGCAUCUAAAUACGAAUGGGCGAAAACAGAAAA
Messenger RNA from Daphnia pulex (common water flea), 815 nucleotides. Its product is annotated as steroid receptor RNA activator 1-like. Bases 153 to 764 code for a protein of 203 amino acids. Gene Ontology annotation, biological process: regulation of transcription by RNA polymerase II. NCBI's taxonomy places the organism in Eukaryota, Metazoa, Arthropoda, Branchiopoda, Diplostraca, Daphniidae. Gene Ontology annotation, cellular component: nucleus. The record is from RefSeq and is a predicted model, not a curated record. The transcript is spliced from 2 exons.